UACAUUUUUCGAAAGCAUUUCAUUCUCCGACAGUCUCUCUCUCUCUCUCUCUCUCUCUCUCUCUCUCUCUCUCUCUCACAUCUCCUCUUACAUUACUGAAACUUUUCCAUUUCCAGCAAUCUUUUUUUUUUUGGUCGACUUCUAAUCUCAUAAAAGAAAACCAUGAACGUUGAUUAUGGUCAUCACCCUCAGCAGUGGUCGGGUGGUCUUUGUAACUGUGGAGAAAAUUUUUGUACAUGUUGCCUCACAUGCUGUCUCCCAUGCAUCACCUUCGGCCGAAUCGCAGAAAUCGUCGACGAAGGACGAAGUUCUUGCCUUUCCCAAGGCCUAGUGUAUGGGUUGUUGUUCACGAUUAAUUUCCAGUGGGUCUACUCAUGCUUGUAUAGAAAGAGAUUGCGCCAAAAUUUUGGCCUGCCGGAGGAGCCUUGUGGUGAUUGUUGUGUUCAUUUCUUCUGUGAACCGUGUGCCCUCUGCCAAGAACAUGCUGAGCUCAAAUCUAGAGGCUUCGACCCCUCCAAAGGUUGGAUUGGGACACCAACUGCUGCUCCACAGGUGCCUUCUUCCAUGAUCAAAUGAUCGCCAAUAUACUUGGCGGACAAUUAAUGUCGUGUUUGUCUUCUCCAUGUCUUUUUUGUUUUUGUUUGAUGGAAUUUGCUUUGUGUUGUAUGAAUAUAUAUUGAUGUUGAUUAAGUGUGUGUAUAAGCGAGGAUGUUCCAGAUCCAACGUAUUGUAAUGAAUGUGCCGUUGUUUGGUUUGUGUUCU
Prunus mume (Japanese apricot) is the source of this 762-nucleotide messenger RNA. Its product is annotated as cell number regulator 10-like. NCBI's taxonomy places the organism in Eukaryota, Viridiplantae, Streptophyta, Magnoliopsida, Rosales, Rosaceae. The record is from RefSeq and is a predicted model, not a curated record.